GUUAGCUUCCUGGAGUGGUUCGCGGCUGUUUGAUGGAGGCGCGCGGGUCUGAGGUGUGGAGGUGGGCUAGAGUCAUCACCUGUCAGCUCAGAGAGGCCCGCCGGUAAAAUACCGGCUCUGCUAACCGGUCAGCCCGCUAGCUAACGUGAGCUAGCAGCAGAGGCUAAAAACAUUAGCCCCCGGUGCUCGAGGGAAGUUUGGUACCUGAGCGCGAGCUGAGCCCGAGUUUACUUUAAAGCCGCAAAGUUCAAAGGUCACGGAGUCGGUAAAGAUUUGUUUGAAUGUGACAUUUCGCUCGGGAUGCUGUGUAGUGUGAAUGCUUCUGUCAGCGUGUGUAGAAACGUGAACUCCGGAGCAUGCGCAGUAUAAUUUCUGCUGAGCAUUUUUAACAGUUAAUCCAUUCACCACUUGAUGACGUUAACGGGCUGUCGGUCUGAAUGAAACGUGCUUCAUGUCUGCCUGGACUGACGUCACACAGAGGAAGAUGAUGAUGGUGAGGAGGAGGGUGUUGCAGCCGGUCCCCUGACCCCGUCCGCCUGUAUGGAGGAUGUAGUCCUGCACUAUCAGCCUGGAUCAGCUGAUGAGCUCGGCUCGCUGUUGGAGACCACGCAGAAGCUCCUGGAGCUGUUCCCUCUCCGUGCUCCUCCGGCCUUCACGCCGUGGUUCCCCACGCUCACCGGAGACCGCCGUCUGCCCAUCAGACCUGCGAGACCAGCUCCCGUCAUCACGUGUUUGGAUGAUUCACCAGCAGCAGAGGUGAGACCCAGAGAUGGUGACCCAGAAACCCACUGCGAUCUCCACCCUGUGUCUCCUGACAACAGACCUGAGAAGCAGCCACACAAGGACAAAGAUGGUGCCCUUGGCACCGGCUCGGAGGUCAGGCGGAGCAGGUGGAGCGUCUUCACGCAGAGAGGCGUCCUGCAGCAGAGCUCGCAGGCGCUGUCCAGACAGUUUCACCACGCCGUCUCCGUCCACGGGCUCCACCUCCGCCAGAGGGCCAAGUGGGUGAUCGGUGAGCUGAACUGCGGAGCAGCGAGAGACAUCGAGGAGGUGUGGCGGACUCUGAGCCGCUCGGCGCGAACUUCCUGCCUGCCGUCGUGUAAUGCCAACAUCCAGCGCGAGCGCGGCGAGAUCUGGGUGUUCUGCGACGUGCUGCACUCCGAGCAGGUGGGGCGCUUCCUGAAGGAGGAGCUGCGGCUGUCGGGGAGGAUCGGCCUGUCGGUGCGCCGGCUAGGAAACGUCUUCAGCAUGUAGAGCGCCCCCUGCUGCACUUGCUUGGGUUUCUGCAGACGUCGCAGCUUAGACGGAGGCUGCAGUGACAUCGGGGGCGGCUUCGGUCUUAUUCUUUGUCACUGUGGUUUAACCUGCAGCUCGGCCCGGCCGGCAUCAGUGUCACAGUGUGAGUCCUGACAAACACCAGUCGGAUAAUAAUCAGCACAAUAAAAGUGAUAAAAGGAAGCAACAGUGAAACGAUCAGACCCACUCAGGGAGACGCGCUGUGUUACAGGAAGCUUUCUGCCAUAGUUAACAGUCUUGUUUUAGAGAUGCAGACAUAAUCCAGCUGAUGUUUAUCAGCUGUUCACAUCAGGUUGUAGCUGGAAACUGUUGAUGAAGACGAAGAAGCUCCAAGAAAAACCAAGUUAACAUUCUGCUCUGUCUUCAAAUAAACCAGAGUCCAUUAACAAAAACCUCACAGAGCACAUUAAAAAGAACAGUUAGUGUUACAGAGUGCACGCUCAGAGCGAGGCUGUGUGAUAGUGAACGAAAUAUGCUCAUCAAACAGCAAAUCCACGCCGCCAUUUAUCCACUGUUCAGGCUUUCUCUGAAGUAAACAACGUGAAUAUUCAUCAAGUUUUCUGCCAUACUGGCUUUAUGAGCAGAUCAAACCCAGUUUCCAGCAGUAAGCCUGACCUGUGUGAAACAGUAAUAUGUGAUCAGCUGUUGCAGCUGUGCACUGUUACCUCUCAGCGCUGCUCUGCAUCCACACAGGAUGUAAAAAUAUAUCUAAGUUAAGCUAAAACUGUUUUUCCUCUUCAUCAAAUGCUUCAAGGGCAGAAAUCAUAUUUUAUUCAAAUCUACUGAACUAUUCAUGAGCUCGGGGGAGGGGGGGUGCUCCAGUUGGAUUGUGUGUUGUGUCUGUGUGUGUGUUUGUGUGUGUGUUUGUAAAGUGUUUUCAUACUGAUGUUUGUCAUCCUUCUCUGAUGCCAAUAAAGCUUUUUUAAUAUUUGUAA
Messenger RNA from Neolamprologus brichardi, 2231 nucleotides. It is a transcript of the gene shld3, whose product is annotated as shieldin complex subunit 3. The record is from RefSeq and is a predicted model, not a curated record. NCBI's taxonomy places the organism in Eukaryota, Metazoa, Chordata, Actinopteri, Cichliformes, Cichlidae. Gene Ontology annotation, biological process: positive regulation of isotype switching; negative regulation of double-strand break repair via homologous recombination; positive regulation of double-strand break repair via nonhomologous end joining.